CGAUCAUCUCGCAAGCCUCAGGAACCAUGUCGCCCGAUCUUCCCCCCCACGCGAUGACCGAGCGACCUGGCACCGAGCUCGUCGUCAGAGGCAGCACCUCGUCCACCACCGAUGGGCGCAGCCUCAUCGAGGGCCUCCCCAACGAGGUGCUCAUCAAGAUUGCUCAGAGUGUCGAAGGAAAGAACAAGGUCCCCAUCCUCCUAAGCCUGUGUCUGGUCUCCAAACAGAUGGAUUCUGUGGCCAGAAAGCCCCUUUACCAGAAAGUUAUCAUUGAGUCCUACCUCGCUCUGACGAAGCUCUACCGUGCACUCAGGAAGAACAAGGCCCUCGGCCCCUACAUUGAGGAACUCGAGAUGCUGGUCCCAGGUUUCAUCGUGGACCCCGACUACCUGGACCUCAUCGACGAUGAUGACUUUGUCCUGCAAUGCUCUCAUUAUGUCGAGGUGCUGAAGCGCACGCCUCAGCUCAAGACGCUCAACCUUGUCCUCUUGCAUUUGAAGGGAACCAGCAGGCCAUUUGACACCUGCCUUACCCCGCAGAUGUGGGACGAGUUCAUCAGCAAGCUAUCGGACGCUAUCACUCUGUCACAGGAGGAGAGCUCUGCCACUGCCAUCCUACCCCUGCUGGAGGAGGUUCGACUGGGGACGGAUCGUUUCUUUCGCAUUGGCAUGGAGCAACCCAUGGUUUUGCUGCCAUUCUUGCAAGUUCCGUCCAUGGCAAGGAUUGAGAUGAUUGGCGAUUCUGGUCUUUGGCCUGGUAUCAGCUAUCCCUUGCUUCGAAAUGCCACCAGGGCCUCCCCGAUCGCAUUGGGCGCACACCAGUUCAAGCAAGUCAAGUCCGUGAUCCUUACAGACAGCCACUGCCUGUCCAGCGACAUCAUGGAUGCUUGCAAAAUCUUCCCAAACAUUGAGGUCUUCUUUUGCCAACACUGCAUCGGAUCCGGGACCUACAAGAUGCUGGACAGCCAUCGAUUCAUAACCGAGCAACACGCUGCCGACCCGUCUGAGAAGCGAUACCUGACCAAGAGCUUCACGCAGCUGAAGAAGCUGCAGAGCCUUGCCCUGGUCCCCAUCAUGGGUGAGCCUAUCGGACCAGACUGGUGUAAAAUAUUCAUUGGACCGGAUGGGUUUCUCAACCUCACUCGACUUCCGGCCCUGACAUCCGUCGCCGCCGUGAUCACUCUCUUUGCAUACCCCCAGGGCCAAGGGAAUGGCCAUCUGACCCCGUCCCCAAUGGAAAUUCUCCCUCGUUCGCUACAGUCGCUCCAAAUCAUCGUUGACCCCUGGACCGGCCGCGUCCUCCACCCAUACCGCACGCCUCUGAAUACCCAUUGGUUCCAGCCUCGAGAGGCCGCCCUCCGUUUCCUCAACACGCUCGCCAGCACCUGCGCAAAGGAGUUCCCCGAUCUCCGGCACGUCGAGUACAUCUGGGCCGUUGACCGCAACGCCGACGCCAAGCUCCACGCCGACUUCCCCGGGGCCCCCAGCGAGGACACCCUCUGCCGUCUCGCCGAUGGGUCCUUUGGCGUCCUAUGGGCUCCUCGCCGCUGUCCUGGCAUGCGCCCGCUGUGCUGCGAGAUGCACACCAGGAUCCAGGCGCUCAGCCCGGACGAGGACUACUAUUCCAGGGCUGCCAAGUUCGUCUCGCCUUUCAAGGACCGCUUCGACGCCCUCGGCGCCGCCUUCGAGGAGGCCAACGUGGUCUUCCGCAUCGUCGAGCUGGUGGAGUACGAUGAGUUCUACGAUCACUGGAAGGCAGGUCGAGACCUGGAGUGA
This is a messenger RNA of Diaporthe batatas, 1775 nucleotides long. RefSeq lists its product as uncharacterized. NCBI's taxonomy places the organism in Eukaryota, Fungi, Ascomycota, Sordariomycetes, Diaporthales, Diaporthaceae. Bases 27 to 1775 code for a protein of 582 amino acids. The transcript has 2 exons. The record is from RefSeq and is a predicted model, not a curated record.